AUGGCUGAGUCUACAAUUCCAUCAAAUGAACAAGUUGUCAAAGUUCCCCUGAAAGUUUUGGUGGACAAAGGCAAAAACAAAGUGGUGUUUGCUGAGGCAGGGAAGGAUUUUGUUGACGCUCUCUUUAGCUUCUUAACAUUGCCUUUAGGGACUAUUGUUAGACUCAUUCGUAAGGAGUCAAAUAUUCAACAAGUGAGAGUUGGCAGCCUCAGCUCACUGUAUGAAAGUGUGGAAAUGCUUUUGCAGCCAAGGAACUCAAUGGAAGCUUAUUGCCAACAGCUGAAACUGAACAUCGAUGACACGGAACCCAUGAAUUAUUUCCUUUGCGAGGACUGGUCUUGUUAUAUAAAUGAAAGGGGGAGCCUUUUGAGCACUUUCGGGAAUCAAAGAUGCCAUUGUGGAAAAAUAAUGAACAAAGUAGUAUCCCCAGAAAAUUUGACUCUGGGAAAUGGCUUUGUUAAGGAAACUGCUACUUUUAUCGUUUGUGACGAUCUUUAUGUCGUCCCUAAUGUUCUUGGAACCAGUGUAGGUCUGCUUCAGAAGCUUGGAAUUGAUGACAUGGAAGCUCUCGAGGAACAAACUGUAGAUAUUAGCAAUAAUGAGGUGUAUUUUCUCAGCUUGUAUAUCAUCUUUAUGGUGGAUCUGCUCAAGUUUUCAUUAUUCUCAGAGACCCCUCUGACUGACUUUAUCUUAAAGAAGAAACAACCCCUUGAUAAUUUUGACAGAGGAAACCAAUCCCAACAGAUGGUUGUGAAAUUACUGGUACAAAAAUCAAACAGUAAGAUUCUGUUUGCUGAAGCAGAGGAAAAUUUUGUUGACUUUCUUUUCAGUUUUCUAACUUUUCCCUUGGGAGUAGUGUUGCAUAUGCUUAGAGGAUUUUCUUCUUUGAGCUGCGUUGAUAAAUUAUACAAGAGCAUGACUGAAUUGAGUUCAGACAGAUAUUUAAGCUCACAGGGACUCAAAGACAAACUAGUUAAACCUCAAUGUGCCCCGCAAUUUAAGCUCAGGUCAUCAAGUUGUGCAGGAUUUGCCAAAGGACCAUCGAUGUACAUGGUGACAGAUGACUUGGUUGUGUCUCCAAUGUCAUCCAUUUCUGGGGUUUCAUGUCUAAGAUCAAAAGUCCCUCUCUUUGAUUUGGAGGAAAGGGUCAUUACUAUUCGUCUGAAUGAGGGUCUCAGCAUACUAAAAGCUUCAUUGACUUCAACGUCUGCUUUGACAAAUGGUCUUCAUCAAUUUCUGAAAAUCAUUAAGGAGGAGAAUUGA
Messenger RNA from Gastrolobium bilobum, 1263 nucleotides. RefSeq lists its product as uncharacterized. The coding region runs from base 1 to 1263 and encodes 420 amino acids. The transcript is spliced from 6 exons. The record is from RefSeq and is a predicted model, not a curated record. NCBI's taxonomy places the organism in Eukaryota, Viridiplantae, Streptophyta, Magnoliopsida, Fabales, Fabaceae.